UUGUUUCCAUUUCAGGCUCGAGAUGUUUCGUUACAGAAAAUCGAAAAGGUCGAGAAAUUUCCAUUUCUUCUUAUAAAUACAGUCUUUAUGCUCUCGGUUUUCCUCAGAAGUCGAACAUCAAAUAUCAGCAAACAAAUCGAGAACAAAUUUCACAAGUUUCUUUUUGAAAAAACUCUCAAAGACAAAAAUGUCGUUGAUUCCAAGCUUCUUCGGUAACAACAGGCGUGGCAGCAACAGCUUCUUCGAUCCUUUCUCCCUCGACGUUUGGGAUCCACUCAGGGAGUUCUCUUUCCUUUCCCGAGACAACUCCGCGAUCGUGAACGCGCGUGUGGACUGGAGGGAGACGCCCGAGGCGCACGUGUUCAAGGCGGACUUGCCUGGACUCAAAAAGGAGGAAGUGAAGGUGGAGAUCGAGGAAGACAGCGUGCUGAAGAUCAGUGGAGAGAGACACGUGGAGAAGGAGGAUAAGAACGACACGUGGCACCGUGUGGAGAGAUCGAGCGGGCAGUUCACGAGGAAGUUUAGGCUUCCUGAGAACGUGAAGAUGGAUCAGGUGAAGGCUGCGAUGGAGAAUGGUGUGCUGACUGUGACGGUGCCUAAGGCGGAGACCAAGAAGGCUGAUGUCAAGUCUAUCCAGAUCUCUGGCUGAUUCAAACAUCCGACCCUGGUUUGAGCUUUGGUUUUAAAGUUGUCUUGUUGUUUGUCUAUGUGUUGUGUACUGGUUCUGUUUUACUGAGCGAUGGUGCUGAUGUUGUAUCUUAAUAAGAGUCUGGAAUAAGGAACUUAACGUGAAUAACGUGAA
This is a messenger RNA of Brassica oleracea var. oleracea, 802 nucleotides long. RefSeq names its product 17.6 kDa class I heat shock protein 2-like. Gene Ontology annotation, biological process: response to salt stress; protein folding; protein complex oligomerization. The transcript has a single exon. Bases 188 to 649 code for a protein of 153 amino acids. NCBI's taxonomy places the organism in Eukaryota, Viridiplantae, Streptophyta, Magnoliopsida, Brassicales, Brassicaceae. The record is from RefSeq and is a predicted model, not a curated record.